AUGGCGAACCUAAUCGACAGCGAGGCCGGUACCGAGCUGUUCAAGCAGUAUGAAGCCGAUUUCCAGCUCGUCCAGGCAGACCUGGUGCAGAAACUGGACCAGAUUGCGGAAUUGUCGGGGGAGCCAAGGAAGGCGGCGCUGAGCUCGGCGGAGCGGGCGCUAGAGGAGACGGGCGAGCUGCUGGAUCAAAUGCAGAUGGAGAAGCAAAACGUCCCCUCGGCGCAGCGCGCUGCGAUCAAUCGGCGGUUGCGCGACUACAAGACCGAUGUCGACGGGUACCGGCGAAAGCUGCGGACGCUGGCUGAUGACAGGAGCGCUUUGUUUGGCUCGCGGUACACCGACAACCCGAGCGGUCCAUCAAGCGACCCCCACUAUGAGCAAAGGCAGCAGUUGUUGUCUGGGACGGACCGUUUGGACCGUAGCACACAACGGCUCAAGGCCAGCCAGGCGUUGGCGAACGACACGGAGGCGAUCGGCGCCAGCACGCUUGCGCAACUGCAGCAGCAGCGUGAACAGAUCGACCACACCACCAGGGUCCUGUAUGAGAGCGAGGGUUACGUGGACCGUAGUCUCAAGAGCCUCAAAGGGAUCGCUCGUAGAAUGGCUACGAAUCGGGUGAUCACCAUCUCCAUCAUCACCGUCCUGGUGUUGCUUAUCAUCGCUGUCAUCUUCAGCAAGUUCAGAUGA
Molecule: messenger RNA, 687 nt
Organism: Dichotomopilus funicola
Lineage: Eukaryota; Fungi; Ascomycota; Sordariomycetes; Sordariales; Chaetomiaceae
Product: t-SNARE
Exons: 3
Coding region: 1-687 (228 amino acids)
Biological process (GO): macroautophagy; vesicle fusion with Golgi apparatus; intracellular protein transport
Cellular component (GO): ER to Golgi transport vesicle membrane; late endosome membrane; SNARE complex
Molecular function (GO): SNARE binding; SNAP receptor activity
Source: RefSeq, a predicted model, not a curated record